GGGGGUGGGACUGGGAACCUACAGACGCCACCGCCCCGGGCGCAGCCACAGCCGCCUCCGAGCGGCCGGAGGGAGCAGAAGGUCGCUGCGCCACCGGAGGCCACCCUGCGGAGACCCGCGCCUCUCCUCCGGCCGAGGUCUCCCUCCGCACCCCUCCGGGCACCCCUGGUCCAAACCUCACCACGACAUGGAAGAAUUUUUGCAACGCGCCAAGUCUAAACUGAAUCGAAGCAAACGCUUGGAGAAGGUCCAUGUGGUUAUUGGACAUAAAUCAUGUGACUUGGAUUCUCUCAUUUCUGCCUUCACAUAUGCUUACUUUCUAGACAAGGUCAGUCCCCCGGGGGUUCUCUGUUUGCCAGUGCUGAACACACCCAGGGCUGAGUUCAGCUACUUCACCGAGACAAGGUUUAUUCUGGAAGAGCUAAACAUCUCUGAAUCAUCCCACAUCUUCCGAGAUGAAAUUAACCUGCAUCAGCUGAACGAUGAAGGAAAGUUAUCUAUGACACUCAUUGGCAACAACGUGCUGACGAGUGAGGACAAAGCUUUAGAAUCGGCUGUUGUCAAAGUCAUUAGUCCAGUUGAGCAGAGCAAUGCUGGGCUUGGGUUCGGUGAGUCUUUCUCCUCCCUCGUGGUGAAAGAGAUUCUCCAGGAGGCUCCUGAGCUCAUCACUGAGCAGCUGGCUCAUCUCCUCAGAGGUAGCAUCCUUUUCAAGCACAUGACCAUGGAAUCCGAGAAGAUCUCAGAGAAGCAGGAGGAAAUUCUUUCCAUCCUGGAAGAAAAGUUCCCUAGCUUACCUCCCAGAGAGGACAUCAUCACAGUGCUGCAGGAGAGCCACGCGGGGGCUCAGGGUUUAAGUAUUGAACAAAUAAUGUUGAAGGACCUAAAAGAACUGACAGAUGGAGAAAUAAAGGUGGCCAUCAGUACCGUGAACAUGACCCUGGAGAACUGUGUGUUUCAUGGCAAUAUCACCAGUGAUCUGAAAGCAUUUGCAGACAAGUUCGGUUUUGAUGUCCUCAUCCUCCUGGCCAGCUAUCUGUCAGAGGAGCAGCAGCCAAGACAACAGAUUGCUGUGUACUCCGAGAACCUAGAGCUGAGCAGUCAGAUUUGCUGUGAGCUGGAAGAGUGUCAGAAUCUUUGCCUAGAGCUGGAGCCCUUUGAAUGUGGCUGUGAUGAGAUCCUGGUGUACCAGCAGGAGAACCCUGCAGUGACGUGUGACCAGGUGGUCCUCCUUGUUAAGGAAGUCAUCAAUAGGAGGUGUCCAGAGAUGAUGUCCAACAGCAGGACAUCUUCCACCGAAGCUGUGGCAGGCAGCGCCCCCCUCUCCCAGGGGUCGUCUGGGAUUAUGGAGCUGUAUGGCUCUGACAUAGAGCCACAGCCCAACUCUGUGAAUUUCAUAGAAAACCCUCCAGAUCUCAACGAUUCUAACCAGGCCCCGGUGGAUGCCAACACAGACCUCGUUAGCCCAGACAGCGGGCUGGCCACCAUAAGGAGCAGCCGUUCAUCCAAGGAGAGCUCGGUUUUCCUCAGCGACGACAGUCCGGUGGGAGAAGGUGCCGGGCCUCACCAUAGCCUCCUCCCAGGGUUCGAUUCCUACAGUCCCAUCCCUGAAGGGGCAGUGGUGGAGGAGCAUGCCCUGUCCAGAGGACAUGGGGAACACUUCGACCUCUUCAGCUUUGAUCCAACACCCAUGGUUUCUGGACAGUCCCAACCAUCUUCCCAUUCGGCUGACUACUCCCCAUCCGAUGACUUCUUCCCCAACAGCGACUCGUCAGAAGGACAGCUCCCCUUGGGGCCUAAAGAGCUCAUUGGGAUGGGGAUGAAUAUGUCUAAUUAUUCAUCCAGCUCGCUUUUGUCAGAGCCCGGCAAAGAUAACCUCGUGGAAUUUGAUGAGGAGUUUGUCCAGCAACAAGAAAGCCCCCUCGGGGAUAACUCUCAAGGAAAUUUGAGCCUCACAGACUUUGUGGGAGAGGAAUCUCUCUCUCCUGAAAAGGGAAUCCCACCAACACCUAUGAAUAGCUUUGUGGAAAGCUCCCCAUCCACUGACGACCCAGCUCUACCCUGUUCAGAAGACAUGGCCCCAAAAACAGUCGACGCGGGUCACUCGGGGCCACCUCAGCCCCGUGUGCGGUGCCGCAGCUGGUGGGGUGGCUUGGAAAUUGACUCUAAAACGAUUGCAGAUGCGUGGAGCUCCAGUGAACAGGAGUCCGUCUUCCAGAGCCCUGAGUCCUGGAAAGAUCAUAAGCCAAGCCCAGUGGAUAGGAGAGCCUCUGAUUCUAUGUUUCAAUCAAAGAGUCUCGAAUGCUCAAAGCCAGAUCCCUGGGAGUCAGAAUUUGGUCAGCCUGGGCUGGGCAAUGAGAAUAUCCAAGACCAACAGGAGGAAAGCUUGCAAUUUGAGAACCUGCCCACUGAGAAGUCGCAUUUGCCAGACGCUUCUCCUCAAGGGACAAACCAUCUGAUAGAGGACUUUGCUGCCCUAUGGCGCUCAGAUCGCUCCCCCACAGCAAUGCCCGAGCCGUGGGGCAAUCCCAUGGAUGGCGGUGAACCAACUGCCACAGUGUCAUUCCCAGCCUGGGGUGCAUUUGGGAAAGAAAAUGACACCAAGGGCUUAAAAAAUACCUGGAAUCUGCACCCAAUGAGUGGGGAGACACCUUCUGUGAGAGACCCGAAUGAAUGGGUUGUGACAAAAAGUGGAUAUUCUUUUCCUGCAGAAGACCUGGCAGACAGAUCGCCCAGUGAGGCAAGCAAUGAAGCAGCUCCAGAAAUCUGGGGCCAAAAGUCAGCCCAUGACUCCAGGGCUGACAUCCUCAUACCUGGAAACCCCAGGUCUGACCCAGAGCAUGCAUGGAAUAGCCCUAAGCCCACCAAGGAAGAUCAGGAUGGUGGCGUGGAUCCAAAAGUGAGGGGGAAAGUCUAUGAAAAGGUAGAUUCGUGGAACCUUUUUGAGGAGAGUAUCAGGAAGAGAGGGUCAGACAUCCUAGCUCCUUGGGAAGAUUCCUUCCUGUCAUAUGAAUGUUCCGAUUACAGUGCCUCCAACAUAGGGGAAGAUUCGGUGCCUUCCCCUUUAGAUACCAACUAUUCCACCUCCGAUUCCUAUACAUCACCGACAUUUGCUGGAGAUGAAAAAGAAAUGGAAAAUAAGCCCCUUACUCAUGAGGGAGGUUUUGAGUCAAAAGAUGCUAACUCUGCCACGGAAGAGGCUGAAAUCCCUCCUCAGUCACCACUGCAGCCGCCCAGACAUCGAAUUAGCUCAGAUCCCGGGAACCUAGAAAUGUGGGCUCCACCUCACGCAGACACUAGUUCUGAAAGAAAUGCCACUCACAACCCAGAGGAAGAUGUACUCAGGACAGAGCCCACAGAUGACAAGGACAUCUCCGUGGAGGAGGAGGUUGGGGAGAGCAGCCAGUCCAGUUACGACGACCCCAGCAUGAUGCAGCUGUACAAUGAAACCAACCGGCAGCUCACGCUCCUGCACAGCAGCACCAACUCCAAGCAGGCGGCUCCCGACAACCUCGACUUGUGGAACAGAGUGAUCCUGGAGGACACUCAGUCCACUGCCACCAUCUCGGAUAACGAUUUGGACUGGGAUGACUGCAGCGCAGGGGUGGUGAUCCCUGGUGAAGGUCAAGCACAAGGACUCACAGCGGAAGGCACCGAGCCCGAAACCCGGUUUUCAGUGAGACAGCUAGAACCGUGGGGCAUGGAGUAUCAGGAAGCGACGCAGGCAGACUGGGGACUCCCUGCUUCUUACGAGCAUAGCAAGGACGCCACUCCCAAUAAACAUCAUGAGCUGAAUGAAAAGAGCGGGCAGCUCAUUGCAAAUAGUAUUUGGGAUUCUGUCAUGAGAGAUAACGACAUGUCAUCAUUAAUGCUAUCAGGCCCGGCGAAUGUUACAGAUUCAGAACAAAGCAGAGUGCCUCCCGAAACUCCCAGCUCAGAAAAAAUUAAGGGCAGUACCAUUCCAGAUGUGCUAGAAGCCUCUGGAGCCAGUGAGUCAGGAGCACUUGGUCCAGACCAGGAAAACACAUGCAGAGGAAACCUGCCAGGUGAUACAGUGGUGUCUCUAGCAACCAGGCUGGAGAAUCCAGGGCAUGUUGUAUGCUCAGAUCCAUGGAAAGGUCCUCACUAUGGACAAAGUGAGAAUGAAACAGAAACCUACAGAGCUGUUGAUAGGGAGCACCUGAGCGAGGAGGAAGUGAUGGAUGGAGCCUCGGGAACUUCUGGAAAAGGGCAAGGUGACCAGGAAUGCUGUCCCCUAGUUGUAUCUGAACGUGAAGAAAUCUGCAAUGAGUCAAGCAAAAUCAGCUCUCCUUCAGUCACUUCAAGUCCUCAAACUGAGGAAUCCCAGGAGGCUUUAGAGCAUGAGAAGGGAUCUUACGAUUCAGACCCCUGUGAUGUGCAAACUGAGGUGUCCACAAACCACUUACAGGCAAAGGAGACCUGUGAAAAGCAUCUCGAGAAUCACAGAAAUUCAGGUGAAACUACUGACAUUCCAGAGAAGCUGACUUUAACAAAAAAUGUAUCUUUACCUGAAAUGAAUCUUGAGAUAACUGAAGAAUGUAACAUUCUGGAGCCAGAGAGAGUAAACCAAGAGCCACCACCUGCAUGUCCCCAAAGCCUUGAUGUUUGGGAUGGCCCUACAGACAGUGAUGUGCAAGUCAGUUGCACAAGUUCUGAGAUAACUACUUACCUUGAAGGUAAGAGUGCUGAAAACAGCCCUCCAGGAGCCAUUUCUUCAGAAAAUUAUGACAGAGAGAGUGUUUCUAGUGAGUAUUCACAUUCCAGUGCAUCAAGUCCUGACCUCAAUGAUUCUUCAGCUGCACAGCUUUCUUGGGAUCAUGAACCCAAUACUGGGCGUCAGAAGGAGACUCAAGAUGACUGGAGUAAACAGAAUCACCAAGAAUCCGGACUCAUUACUACUGGUGGCCAAGUGGAAGUAAUUACCGAGAUGAAGGACCUGGAGAAAAACAGAAUGGACAAGUUUGAAAGGAGCUUAGGUCAAAAGGUUCCUACAUAUUUAGAGAUAUGGAAUGACUCAAUAGAUGGUGAUUCCUUUUCCUCUCUAUCCAGCCCUGAAACAGGCAAAUAUUCUGAAUAUUCAGGUGCAUAUCAGGAAAGAAAUCUAGUGGUUAGCCACCAGGAGAAAAAUGAACAUAAUAUUCCUGACGCUGUGCAGACAGAGGAUGCCAAGUUCAUGUCAUCAAGCUCAGGUUCCGACGAUGAUAGCAUAGGCGAUGAGGAGUCAGUAGAGGAAGAGAACCAUUUGGUCACUUGCCAGGUUGCUCAGAGCGAACCCAGAGCUUGGGACUCAUCAAAUGAAUCUAAGUUCUUGGACAUGGACAAUCCCAAGUCUGAGGAGUUAUCUGCCUAUGCAGGCAAUUCAGGACCAGCAGAGAAUGAGAACACAUCAGACCCAUUCUAUGACAAUCCACAAAGCAGUGCUGAUCACUCUAAUUUCUCACCACUAAAGGAGACUGAAACACAGAUGAUAGCAGUAGAUAAGGAGACAAGAUCCCCAGAAACAGGGACAGGAAAUAUCAUAUGGCAAAUAUCUCCCAAAACUGAACCAAAGAAUGAAAACAAUUCUAAACUAGAAAUGCUUGACUUCCCAGCUGAGAGCACUGAGUGGUGGAAUGCAUCUCUUCAGGAAGGGCAACCAAUUGAGAGAGCAUUUGAGGGGGAGCUGUCUAACUCAGGUGGUAUGUUAGAGAUGAAUUCUUCAGUAUACCAACACAUUGGUCCCUGGGGCAUUCCCAUUCAGGGUGAUAUGGAAUCCAUGGACACACAUUGUACUAAUCCUUUCAGUGAUGAACAUCAGUCACCCUUUCUGGAUAAUAAUGUGGAAAACUCCCAUGAACAACUUUGGAACAUUCAACCACGGCAGCCAGAUCCAGAAGCUGAUCAGCUUAGCCAACUUGUAAUAUUGGACCAGGUUAAAGAAAAGGAUCCCGGAGAGCAAACUUUCAUGUCUUCUGCUAAUGACAAACUCACUUCUGAAACACCUAGCCAAGAGCAGUGUCAUGAUACAGUGCUGUCUGUCUGGGAUCAGCCAGACCCAGCAUUUACUCACAUAGAUGAAAAUAGAUCUGUUACAUCUAAUGUCUCAACUAUUGCAUGUCAAGAAACAAAUUGGUGGGAGGAAGAAAAAUCGUACCCCAGUAAAAUGACAAAUUCAAUCAUUGCCUCCAAAGAUUCCCCUGCUGUCAGUUCUUCUACCCAGUUGAUAAAGAAGGCAGGAGCUGAAUGGGAUGGCUCUACCCCUAGUGAGGGCCCCCAAAGCACGUUUGUUCCAGAUAUCUUACAUGACAAUUUUCAAGAGAGUGGGCAGUUGGCCUCAGCUUCACCUGACUUGUGGGUGGAUGCUAAGCAGCCCUUCAGUUUGAAAGCAGAUGGUGAGAAUCCUGACAUACUGACUCACUGUGACCAGGACAGCAAUUCUCAGGCUUCCAACAGCCCUGAUAUUUGCCAUGAUCGUGAAGCCACGCAAGAGACUGGGCAGUACAUCAGUGCUAGGAUGGAACCUGAAGAGGAAGCCAAUGAGUUAUAUCUCACCGAGCCAAAGCUGGAUGAAGGGCCCAAUCAUGAGCCUGGGCAGGAAUUUGUCCCAUACAGUUCAGAACCAUGUUCUGAAAACAAAAUUCCACUGCCUCCCACAAGCGACCAAGAGAACACAAAUGGCUCAUCUCAGCCUGCCAUCUCUCCUAGUGGUUCUCCCGAACCUUCUGAAAUAAAUGAUGAGAACGACACCAGUUUAAAAGCAUCAGAAGAAGGAGCCGACCCCGAGACGGCACCAGUGUGGGAGCCCAUAGACAGAACAAUCCCAAUGAUGAAAAGGGUGGGAACCGCUAUUUUUGUAACUCACCAAGAGCCAACUGUGGAUGGCAACAGCUCUUGGAUCUCAGAGGACUUUUCUCCUGAAAGUCAGACAGGGGAAGCAGCCUUGUUGGACCUCGGGCAGCCAUUGACUGCUAAGGACCCUGCCUCAGUGCCCGACGCUCUGCUCAUCUCGGACACGUGUCUGGAUGUAAGCGAAGCUGCCUUUGAACACAGUUUCAGUGAUGCCUCAGGUCUCAACACGUCCACGGGAACCAUAGAUGACAUGAGUAAACUUACAUUAUCAGAAGGCAAUACUGAUACACCCGUAGAUGGGGAUGCUGGGAAGCAAGAUAUCUGUUCCUCUGAAGCCUCAUGGGGUGAUUUUGAAUGUGAUGUCAUGGGCCAAAAUAUGGAUGAAGAUUUAAUGAAAGAGCCUGAACACUUUCUCUAUGGCGGUGACCACCCCAUGGAAGAGGAUGCUCUGAAGCAAUCACUGACACCUUACACGCCUCCCUUUGAUUUGUCCUACCUCACAGAACCUGCUGUGGGUAUCAAAAUGGCAGAGGAAGCUGGGACUCCAGAGGAUAAGUCUGUGGGGAGUGAAGCAGGAGAGAUAUUGCUUUCCACUCUUCCUGAUCAAAGAAGCAAGGAAAACCGCACUGAGACCCAAAUCAGCCAACCUGGACACCAGCUGGUUGUACUGCAUAUUCAUGAAGACCCCGAGUCAGUUUCUUUGCCUGUCAGAGGUGAUUCCAACAUGGAGUUGUCUCCAUCAAACAUUGACUGGGAAGUAGAAACGGAUAAUUCAGAUUCACCAGCAGGUGGAGACAUAGGACCAUCAAACGAUGCCAGCAAGGGAAUAUUCAAGUUCGAAGCAGCAGCAGUAAUUCCUACCCAAGAGCCUGAGCCGAUAAAACCAGAAUUUGGAGAAGAAAGGAACACGGAGAAGAAUGAAGACCAUCAGGCACACCACCUGGACUACAUACUUGUAAACCAUGAAGAAAAUUCACCCCUAGAGCCAGAGGCCUUCGAAGCAAGAGAAAGCACAUCGGAAUCGGAAGAGUUUCACGUAAGUUCCAAACAAACGGGGCUGCCAGGAACUGAAGUAGCAAGCUACCCAGACAUUUGUCUGUCUGACUCCUUAAGUGAAAGACAAGAUCAUUCUGCAGAAAGAAUGUCUUCUGAAGAUGAUAAGAGACCAUCUCUUGAAAGCCCUGGGCAAGAACAGAGUUGGAUGAUCUUGGGCCAUAGUGAGGUUGGCAAUCCAUCGUCAGAAGCUACAGACGAAGGGUCUGACAGGGCUGUGGAGCCAGCCUCUGAUCACAACUUGGGCAUGAGUCCCCAAAUGCAGGCUCUGGGAGAAACAAAGCCUCUAGAAUCUGUAGCAAUAGAGGAGGCCUCUGGUCUGUGCAGCCAAUCUCAGAAGAGCAAGAGCGGAGGCAGGGCUGGCCCAGAUACAGUUAUGUUGCAGACUGUCGCCCAUGACAAUGAAUGGGAAAUGCUUUCACCACAGCCUUCACAGAAAAACAUAAUCCCUGUGACAGAAAUGGAGGAGGAGACAGAGUUUCUUGAGCCCAGAACAAGGAAACCAAGACCAAAUAGACCACUGCCAGAGGAUGUGGGAAUGGACAUCCCCUUUGAGCAGGGAAUGCUGAGUCCCGGUGCUGCAGACAUGAGGCCUGAACCACCCAAUUCAUUGGAUCUUAAUGACACUCAUCCUCAGAGGAUCAAGCUCACAGCCCCAAACAUCAAUCUUUCUCUGGACCAGAGUGAAGGGUCUGUUCUCUCAGAUGAUAACCUGGACAGUCCAGAUGAAAUCGAUAUCAAUGUGGAUGAACUUGACACCCCUGACGAAGCUGAUUCUUUUGAGUACACUGGGCAUGAGAAUCCCGCAGCCAACAAAGAUUCUGGCCAGGAGUCCGAGUCUAUUCCGGAAUAUACCACAGAAGAGGAGCGGGAGGACAACCGGCUGUGGAGGACAGUGGUGAUUGGAGAACAAGAGCAGCGGAUUGACAUGAAGGUCAUCGAGCCCUACAGGAGGGUCAUUUCUCACGGAGGAGAUUCAGGAUACUAUGGGGAUGGCCUAAAUGCCAUCAUUGUGUUUGCCGCUUGUUUUCUGCCAGACAGCAGUCGGGCGGAUUACCACUAUGUCAUGGAAAAUCUUUUCCUAUAUGUAAUAAGUACUUUAGAGUUGAUGGUAGCUGAAGAUUAUAUGAUUGUGUACUUGAAUGGUGCAACUCCAAGACGGAAGAUGCCAGGGCUGGGCUGGAUGAAGAAAUGCUACCAGAUGAUUGACAGACGGUUGCGAAAAAAUUUGAAAUCCUUCAUCAUUGUUCAUCCAUCUUGGUUCAUCAGAACACUCCUUGCAGUGACACGACCUUUUAUAAGUUCAAAAUUCAGCAGUAAAAUUAAAUAUGUCAGCAGCUUAUCAGAGCUCAGUGGGCUGAUCCCAAUGGAUUGCGUCCAGAUUCCAGAGAGCAUCAUCAAGUACGAUGAAGAGAAAUCUCAUAAGAGAAGUGUGAGACUGGAUGAAGAACUGAGGGAAGCAUCAGAAGCAACUAAAACUAGCUGCCUUUACAAUGAUCCAGAACUGUCUUCUAUGGAGAAGGAGUAAGAAUUCACCCCUUGACCUGAAGUUAAAAGAGAAGCCCUAGUUGGCCGUGGCAGGAUGAAGAGGAUGCUUUUCUGCUUCGUGGUUCUGUUGAGACAUAUCUACCUGGAAGAGACAGGGCUGAUGGUACUUUUCCCCCCUUUGCACUACCUGGUGCCGUUCUAAAUUUCUAAGGGGGAAAACAGUAAGGGAAUUUGUUUACUCUUAACAUGUUUUAUGAAAUUGUGUGUAUUUUCCUAUUUUGCCAAUUAUGUGCCUCAAAGAUUUUAGUUGAACCUUAGCAAGAAAGUAGGACCUUCCAUUUUCAUAUUUUGUUAACCUGUGGUGCCGUGGUAUUUCAUCUCUUAGACUGGUAUUGACCAAUAAGAUAACUUCAAUGCACUGUUAAUUGUAAGUGGAUUUGCUUCCAUAGAUUAGCUCCGUGGUGAUCAUUUUAGGUUUAAAAUACACUGGGCUCAACUCUCCCUGGAAAUGCUGUCCCCAAGUAACUCCACUUUUAAAGUCCUAAACUUGUUUAACAUAGCCAGAAACCAGAAAUGAGUGAAACCACCCUCGCUUGGUCCUAGGUUCUUGUCCACAUGAAUGAAUUCUCUCUAACUUCUCAAUGGGAAGCCAGGCUUUCUAGUUCACAUCAAUUUUAUUUUAGUGAUCAAAUUGGGCAUCAUGUUUCUUGCAAAUUUGUUUUUUUAAAAAGCAUUUCUCUGGUAAGUGUUGAAGACUUCUGCAUGGAGAAGCUCAAGGAUCAUUGUCCACAUUUUUGGUGGCUGUCUGUGGUCCAGGUCAUAAACUUAAUUCAAGAUGCUCCACUUUAAGUGCCAAGGACUCGAGGGUAAGCUGGCCCACUUAAAAAGUCAUUAUUUGGUGUCAUUCAGUGUCAGGCUGAAUUUCUCUCAUACCUUAUAAAAAGUAAUCUGCUUUGAAACACUCUAAUCUGAUCAUAGGCUUAAAAAUUAAAUAUGAGUAUAUACUAUCAUUUGCAAAAUAUCCCUUUAUAAUUUUCAUAUGUCCUUUAAAAUACCAGUGUGAUUUUGAAUCUAUGGACCUCUAAGCAGAAGAUGACAAACUACAGCGCAGUGUAGCCACCACCUGUUUUCACCUGGCCUUCUGGUUAAGACUGCUUUUCAUACUUCAUGGUUGAAAACAUUUUCUUACUAUUUUUAUGACACUUGAAAAUUAUUCAACUUUCAGUGUUCAUGAAUAAUGUUUUACUGAAACACGACCACACAGAUCUAUUUAUGAACUCUCUGCAGCUACUUUCAUACUGUAACAGCAGAGCUGAGUAGUGGCAAUGGACCCUGGAGCCUACAAAACCCCAAACACUUAAAAUCUUGACAGAAAAGUUCACUGAGCCCUGCUCCAGCACAUACAUCCUUGGCCCUGCUCCCCCAUUUGUAUGUAGAUAUUUAUUUCUCUAACAGAAUGCACAAGGAAGACUUCAAAUGAACUUAUUCUUAAAAAAAUAAAGUUUGGCAGAAAAAUUCAUGGCCAGCUGAAAAAAAGUUGUGUUUACAUGCCCCUCAGCGAAGCCUGCUGAGGUUUUGGCUGUUUGCAGGUGUUGCUGAGGUCCUGAUCUCACCCUGCGAACUAUUCUUAGUCUCCAGCACCACCUAUUACUAAUUAGCUAGCAAAAAUAAACAUGAAGUGGAGAACGGGGUUCCACCAUAAUCUUAAGGUGGUCGCUACAUCCAGGAGAGCUGUCCGUGACACUCUGAGCCCUGAAUAUUAUGAGCUUUGAAAUGCUGUGAAGUGGACUUUGCACAGGUGACUGAAUUUCACUGAUCUCAUUUGCUUCGUGUUGGUCUCCCAGCUAUGGUCUCCAUACUUAUGUGUUCCCCUCUUGGUUUCUCUCAGCUGAAGAUCUUAUUGAACUGUGUUCGUUGGGGUCUUCUCCCUCAUCACAUCGACUUGUCUUAUAGAAAAAAAAACCUAGAGCAUGCCUUCUCUCACAGCCCAGCGCCACCUUUGGGAGCCCAAAGAAUGCCUCUCCCAGAACUUAGUGUUGACAUAAGUACAGUGAUCCAAUAUUCCGGUCGGUCCGCCCACUUAUCAUAGUUGCCCUGGCAUAAUUAUUAAUGAUGCUUCCUUUUCCUUAGUUAUGUCCCAUUUUGGGAGAUGAAUUACAUGGUCCCCCUAGCCACAAGAAGUAAUGACGACUCCAGUGUUCAGCUUAAUGGUGAAGCCUGCGGACAUAGAGCUGUUGUUGAUAGAGGAGGGCUUUUGUUAUAUUCAGCCAGACAUGGCAACAAUCUCACCAUUCACAUUUUCUUUGAACUGGUCCAGCCUUCUCAUGGAAGACUACUCAGAUGGCAUUCUGUUUGAAGUUUAACCUUCCUACACGGAAAUUACAAGCAUCUUUUCCAAUCAGUGAUUUUACUUGGGCUGUUCUAUGGGCUGUAUAAUCAUUCUGGUAGUUAAGCAUUUGCUACUUUAUUGUCUUAGAGAGACAAAUUAAUUUCACUGCAUGUGCUAGAGAAAAGCCACCAUGUGAAUUCAAUCCAAAUAAAUAGAACCCUAGAAGAAUCCUGAAGGAUUAAUCCCUAAAGCAGAUAGGUAUGCAGAUGUAAACAUUCACAUCAUUAGCUAUCUAGAUCUUGCAUUCUGAGUAUUCUUGCUUUGGUCCUGACUUCUGGGAACUGUAUUUGCACUAUUCUGCAGAUUUGUAGUUAAGGGAACCAAGAGGCAAAAAUAUUUACUUCCCAAAGUGGCAACUGCUCUUUGCUUAGCUCCUUGAUUAAGAGAAAGAACAGAAGUUCUCCCCAGAAGAUACUGUCAAGGGGUGAGGGCAAUAGCUGGGUGUAGAAGAAAACUCUGAAGUCUCUAUUGAAGCCAUACAGUGAUUUGUGGGGUUAUCUUUUAAGACAUACUCCAAGAUGCGUGAGGAAGUCACUACCCCAAGCCUUUGUGUUAUUAAGAUCCAUUUUAAGUGUUCAUUUAUGGUACUGUGUUUGCAGCGCUUAUCUAAAUCACAAUGCCUCAGUAGUUUGCUCCCUUAAACACAUUUAUGUGUGCACAAAUUAAUAUUUUAUAUAUUUAAAAGGUUUUCUACCAUAUAUUGGAUUGCUCAGAGUAAAGUAUCUAUUAGACUUUGUUUAGAUAAAUAAUUAAAUAAAUUAUCCUUAAAUAGUAUGGAUUAAUAAUAUAAAGAUAUGUAACAAUACUAUAUGUAGAAACAGAGAGACUCUGUAAAACUGAGAAAUAAAAGGUGAUUCCACAA
This is a messenger RNA of Pipistrellus kuhlii (Kuhl's pipistrelle), 12638 nucleotides long. It is a transcript of the gene PRUNE2, whose product is annotated as prune homolog 2 with BCH domain. Lineage: Eukaryota; Metazoa; Chordata; Mammalia; Chiroptera; Vespertilionidae. Gene Ontology annotation, biological process: apoptotic process. Gene Ontology annotation, molecular function: exopolyphosphatase activity. The record is from RefSeq and is a predicted model, not a curated record. Gene Ontology annotation, cellular component: cytoplasm. The transcript is spliced from 21 exons. The coding region runs from base 188 to 9427 and encodes 3079 amino acids.